Dicentrarchus labrax (European seabass) is the source of this 5487-nucleotide messenger RNA. Its product is annotated as ankyrin repeat domain-containing protein SOWAHB. The transcript has 12 exons. NCBI's taxonomy places the organism in Eukaryota, Metazoa, Chordata, Actinopteri, Moronidae. Bases 204 to 917 code for a protein of 237 amino acids. The record is from RefSeq and is a predicted model, not a curated record.
UUCUGGGUGGAGUGAAGUUCAGACUAUGUAGCCUACUAUAUGCAACAAAUUAGCCCAGAGAGGAAGACUGCAAUAUGGCUGAGUGAAAAACACCAAGACAACUGAAUUCAGAGAGAGAGAGAGAGAGAGAGAGAGAGAGAGAGAGAGAGAGAGAGAGAAAGGCUCCAGGUCGAAAACAAAGACGUUAAACACUGAGAGCUGAGAUGAGUGAUGUGAGUGAAGAGUCGCUGCUGGAUUAUUUCUACUCCACCGGAGGCAGCUCUGGCAGGGUCAAAAAUGCAGAUAUACUGAAGACAUUUAAGCCCUUUAUUGGCCAUAGUGACUUGCAGUUACGUGCUAAAUACAGAGAGGAAUUCAAACUCAUCAUUGACCGAAUUGCUGUGGUGAAGUCAGAAAAUGGAGAGAAGUAUCUUGUCCUAAAGAAGAAAUACAGGCAAAUGCUGCAGGAGCGAGACACCAAACAUCCCAGGGCAGAGGGGGACGGACAGAGACAUUCGAGCCCGGCCAGAACUCCGGCCACCGUACAGUGGGACGCCGCGACUUCUCCUCCUCACCAGAAGGAACAACAGGAUGAGCCGAUGUCAUGCGGAGAGCCCGACAGUGCUGCAGAGGACCUGCAGACAGGAACAGCCUUCGUGCAGCACAGACUGCUGCAGCAUCCCGUCAUCCAAAUCCAGGAACCAUCGGCACAAAGCAACGGGGACGAUGAGCUGGACAAAGAUUCGGGAUCAAAGUCCGAGUCGGAGCAAGACGAGGAGUGUACGGGAAGCAUGGGCUCCGCUGCUGUCGCUCUGGAUCCUAUAGAGAAGGAAUGGAUCUACUCUGCUGCCGGUGCUCGAGUCCCUGACCUCUCUCAGCUGCUCAGACAGGACCCCUCGCUGGCAAACAAGAAGGACUUCACCUCGGUGAGUAUUUGAUGUGGCACUUAUAAAUAGCUACAGACUGUAUGUAACAUAUUGUGUUUUAGGUGAAGUUAUUAUCAACACAUGAUAUCACAUGACUUUUGUCUGACUUAAUGUCUCUUAUUUUCUCAUUUCGACACAAUGUGGCUCCCGACUGUGACCAUGACCAUUCCUUCUCAGGGGGUAAGUUUAAUCAUUCGUCCUUCUGUCUGCACCUUGUGUGUAAUAACUCUGAACGCCCGCUGUAGCCUGUUGGAAUGGAAGUUCAUUUACAGCGUCCAUUAAAAACAGACCAUAUUUCAGCUCCGUGUUUCUUUAUCUUUCAUCUGCGAUACAAACCUCCUCCCUCUCAGACCUGCGUUUUGCUUGUAUAACUUUCACAAGCUUUUUCUGCUGAGAUUUUCCCCUAAUAGUAUUCUGAGAACCCUGUGUUAAAACAUCCAGAUCAUGCAUUUCAAAGGUCCACUAUCAAAAGGAUUAUGAAAGAUAGCUUUUUAGCUCCUGUGGCCCCCUGACAACCCAAAUCCUUUUAUUUGUCUCCCUGUGCGCUUAAGAGAUUUGAGCUCAUGUUUGUUGUCCCUCCCCUGUGUCACAGUUCUCACACUGUCCUGUGGCCAUGGCAGACCACCUUCUAAGAGUAGCCCUAAGCCUCUGCCAUCCCCACCCGGACAAGAUAGCAUGGCCGCCAUUGAAGUGUAGGGAGAUGUGUGGGGGAGAUUAAGGAGAGUCUUAAUGCCCCACAAAGACUUCACCCACUUAAAGAUAAUCUGAAAGUAAUAGAGCAGGCUGGGAUUAAUUGUAGAACAAUGCUGUUGUGUCCCUGGGAAGGUGCUAAGUCCCCCUCGGGCCUCUUUGAUGUUCCCUUUAGCCCUCAGCCUUUCCCUGUUCGGGAGAGGUGGAUGCCUUUGCAGAGAUAACGUACAGAGAUACCCAGAAUAACAAAAGUUGCAAGACUCAUGAGAACCAGUCUUUAAAAGCAGGAGUUAUUAUAUCUGAUCUGCAUUUGUCACGUCCUGCUCUACAGAAGUUAAGUGUACCGAAUACCAGGCUCUAGAUCACAUGUUUGACCAGGACUGAAGGGAUUACUCUUCAUCCUGGGAGGACUUAAGUGUUUCCUGUUCUGACCAAAUGUUUGUUGGGAUCAGGUGAUUUUAUAGGUAUGCACUUCAAACAGGGAUUUAAACGUGAUGUUUGACACUACACGGGUCAGAACACCCAGAUCUCACCUGAGCCAAACUCCUCUCACUCCAGACUCUCAUUCUCUCUUUCUCCUUCCUGCUCUGCUCGUGACGUGGGCCUCUGUUCCUGCUGUGACGGACUUCCUCUGCCACGCAGUUUACCGCUCUGCACUGGGCUGCUAAGCAUGGCAGCGAGGACAUGGCCACUCUGGUGGUUAAUGCCGGUGCUGAUGUCAACACCAAAUCACAUGUGAGUAUCCAGGUCUUUAUCAGGAAGUGACGGGUAUGUAGUGACAACAACAACAUGGCUGCUGGUUUCUUUUUCUGUGCCCCUCGGUGAUGUAAUGUUCCUAAAUGAUUUGUAUGGAACUCCAGCUGUGCAAAUGUAUUGCAGCAGCACGUGUUGUUGAGCUGCGGGAGUACUCCGCUAAUAAAUCAUGUCAUGUCAUGUUAAUUGUUUCCCAAAACAGUGCCAGCAUGCACAACUCUGAAACUAUGCAAUUUUCAGCGAAUUACCAAGCAAUUAUGUUUUUAUCAUUAUCUUGUGUUUCCAUAACCUUUCCUAAUUUGUAUUUUUUUUUUCAUGCUGUUUUCAUUGGCUGCGUUUGGGCCUGGGAAACUCUAGGGGGGAUAUACACCUUUACACAUUGCAGCGUUACAUGGUCAUCGGCAUAUUCUAGACCUUCUCAUAGGGACAUAUGGGGCUAAAGAAAACUUAAGGGACUACAGCGGCCAUCUUGCAUGCCAUUAUCUGAACAUCAAAGAUCCAGAGGGUCCAGAGGAAGACUGCGAGCUGCCGUUUCAAGUCAGUCAGGCCAGAGAGCGGAACAGGAACAGAAAGUUGGUGUCGUUGUUUCACUCCAAGAAGAAGUGGGGCUCAGCAGAGGAGCUGGCUCCGAUAGAGGAGGAGAGGACGGCGACACAUCAGCUCGUCGUUCCAGCAUUUAGACCCAGAAAAUUCUCCCGCUGAGUAAAAACGACACACCAGGGGCGAUUUCUGUUAGCUCUCCUGCACUCACACACACCCUAAUCCUUAGAUUCAUAUAUAUCGACACAUAUUAUGUAAACCUACAUGUAUAUACAAAGAAAGUGUUAUAUUUAUUAUGUACAGCACAUGUUGACACUUCACGCCAUUCAAACCUUUGCUUACUGACGCACCUAAACUCAUGCUUUAACAUAGAUGAUGUUGUAGAUGAUGCCAUGCUUAUACGUGUAUUAUUAAUAUAAAUGCUCACCAUGAAAGUAUUACUUGAAGCCUUUAAAUUUUAAUGAAUGUCGCCAAUUAGAGCCUGACCGAUAUAUAUCGAUACUGACCUAUUGUGGAGAUGUCGGUAUUAGCGUAUAUGAUAUCCGAUAUGCGCAGACAUGAAAACUGUUUUUUUCCAGCAUAUAAUGCAGAAGACAAUGCUUGCAUUAAUAUUUUGGCACUGUGAUUUACAGUAGCGCGGCAAGCAGCAGUGUAAGAGAGAAGAAGCAGCUCUCAGCAAUGUCAACUAGAAUUGGUUGACAAUGUGUAUGUUAAAUUAUUUAACAUGUUAAAGAAAAGUUAUUUGUUGAAGAAAACAGCCUCCUGAGUACCUUUGUAAAGUCAUAGUCUCAUAGAAUAGGUCUUUUGUCGGCUCAAACAUUCACUAUAUCGGCCGCCAUAUUGGCAAUCAGGGAAUCUUUCCCUUCUAAAAUCGGUAUCGGUCGGGCUCCAGUGCUAACUGUUACAUAUGCCUUACAAUUUUAAAUGAGCCGUGCCACAUAGUCUUCAUUUGUGUUACACUGAGUUUUACUCUGUAAAAGUGUCCAGAUGAUGUAAUUCUUUCUCAGUGAGAAGUUAAGGAUAAGGCUGGAGAUAUUUUUGUUACUGUCAACAAAUCCAAUGAAAAACUGCAAAAGAAACACAAUGUGUCAAUCUAUUUGUUGAUAACUUGCUGACUUUCCUAUCCUGUCUGUGGCUCCCAGCCCCUCCCAGUAAAGCCUUCACAGCUGGUCACAAAUACAUACUUUCACUUUAAAAAAAAAAAAAAAAAGCUACUUAAACAGCUAGGCAUUGUAGUUUUUAGCAAACAUUACUCAAACAAGAGUAAAUAGUGCAUUUGUUGUUUGGGGAUGUGGUGCUCUAUUGAGUAUUUCUGCCCAGUUUCACCCAGUGAAACAGUGUGGCUCAUUUAUGUGUGUGUUGCGGCAAAGAGAACAUUUAUCAGGCUUUAGACACACACACACACACACACACACACACACACACACACACACACACAAAGUUUUCUUAGAAUUUGUUGACAACAAGAAGAAGACUGAAAAUAACCAGACUGGUGGUCUGAAAUCAUCUGUAGUUAACACUAGGCUGAAACACAAGCUGUUACCUUUUACAAAGCCAUUGAUUUGGAUUCAUGUCACUGUGGCAUUAUAAUCAAUUUGCAGAGACACUACAGCUGAUCAAUUCACUUUUUAAGAAGCAAGACCCCUCCACAGCAUUUUUAAUGUUUUAUUUGGGCACCCUCCCCCCAAUAUCUUCAAAUAAUAUAAAAGUAUUGGUUCAAUUCCAUUAAUAACUAACAAAGCUAAGAAUUAAGAAUUUAAGAUGGUGUUCACUAAUCUUUACAUUUUAAGGACUUAGUUAGGAUUUAGUGGCAUCUAGCAGAUCGCAACUCCCUCGCUGCACCCUCCCCUUCCAAGGGCGAUGGAGAAACUAUGGUGGCCGUGAAAUGCAUGAAAGUUUCAAAAUGGCCUAAAUGUUACAUAAUAUGUUGAUGCAAUAAUAAUUUUCAGUAUUUUUGGAUUUGAUCCUCUUUUUUUAUGUUUACAAUUAUUGUGCAACGGGAAAUUGAAAAUAAAUACAAAUCUAUGGUGAGGAAAAAUCUAAAGAUUUCCCCAAAAAGUCAGAUAUAAGCAAUUAGAAAAAAAAUACAUAACCCUUCCCCUUUUCUGACUGGCCUCGCUCCUUAAUAAUUUUCCUACAGUCCUCAAUGGGGAAGAAAAUCUUAUAUAUUUUUAAGUUUAAAUCUGAGUUUAUUUAGUUUUUUCCUGGGUUGUGAAUCUCUCCUUUUUGCAGCUUUGUUACUGGAUUUAACUUCCUUCGAAACUCUAAUGUCAAAGUGGUGAUUGUGCUUUAAUUCCCUGUUCCACCCCCCCGUGUAUUAAAGUGCUGCGUUAACUUUUGCAAAGGGUAUUUGCACUAUUACAUCAUGAAUCAGUGUCUUUCGUUUAAAGGGCUUUUUUGUUGCUUUAGGCAUAAUUGUCAUGUGUUUGAAAAGCGGAUCAUGGUAACUAUUUGUUUAGAAUGUAAAAGCUACAGUUAGGUUUUUUUUCCAGUUAAUCGUAUAAUCUAAACUAAAAAACUUGCCUCUGUUACAUCUUUUGCACAAUAUUUAUAUAAUGAAGAUAUUUUGGUAUUAAAUGGUAUUUUAUAUCAAACUGUA